Apis laboriosa (Himalayan honeybee) is the source of this 4910-nucleotide messenger RNA. RefSeq lists its product as uncharacterized. Bases 1209 to 4037 code for a protein of 942 amino acids. Lineage: Eukaryota; Metazoa; Arthropoda; Insecta; Hymenoptera; Apidae. The record is from RefSeq and is a predicted model, not a curated record. The transcript is spliced from 3 exons.
UUGGUGGAGGCAAACAGCGUCGAAAUUUCACUGCAACCUAUAUGGAGAAACACGUUGGACCCUUGGGAGAGGAUGGGAGAAAAAAUUCGGCCGCGAUAAAUUCGGAUCAGCGGCGUGGAUAAAUCGAAGGCAGGGAGAAAUCGAAGGGAGAGAGGGAGGAGCCGGAAGAGGAAGAUCGCGCGACCGGAUAAAACCUCGUGCGAAUAAAUUGAAAGAAAUACACAAGGACAAAGGAGAGGUGGAGGGAGGAGUGGUGUACGGUCGAAAACGCUGAUAAACGGUUGAAUAAUGGACGGACAAAUUGCAGGAACAGAGGAGGAUCGCGUGAUAAACGUACGGACGAUGCAAAUCCUUUUGGGCAAGGCGCGGACGUUCCGGAACUGGAUGGGAAGCACGGCGUUUUCGCGCCCCGUUUCCAAUUUUUUAUCGUGGAAAUGACGAUGACUCGUUGAAUUUUCGAUGCGAACUCCUUUCUUAGAUCUUUCUUAAUCGAUCGAGAUGAAGGAUUGAGGAUGAAAAAGAAAGUUUGGAGAGAAUAAGAGGAAGAAAAAGAAUUUCAAGACAAAGGAUUUGGAAUUGAAAGGAAAAUCUGUAUUUAAUUGUUUAGGAAGAAAGAGGAGACGAAAUAAAUUUAGAAGAAAAAUAUAAACCUCGCGAAAUAUCAAGGAAAAAAGAGAAUCUCGGGAAGAAGUUCGAAAAAAGAAGAAUCAGGAAGGAAGCCCAUAAAGGGGAAAAUCUGAAGGUAGUUCAACGCCGCAAAUCCAAUUUUAAAAGCUUCACGUGAGAUUAAACGCCACUUGAACGCUUCUCCCAUGACUUUAAACUCGCUUCUUAAUGGCGCAAUACGUUCCACCAUGUCCACGGCUAUCAAGCGAGAAUUACAAACUAUCCUGUUGGAAAAAAGUUAACAGCUGAUCGUAAAGAGAAUAAACCACACAUAAUAAAAAUCAAGUGCAAUUUUCUCCAACAGUGUUCUUUUGUGUUUCUUUAAAGAAAAACUGCAUCUAGGACAGUGAUUCUAAUCUCGAUUUAGAUUUCAAAUUUCGAGAAAAACAAUAAUGAUAAGAUCGUGAUGAUAAGACAAACGUAAUAAACGACCUAAACGAAUUAAAAGAUAAUUUAUCUGAAGUGAUAUUUUUCGUUUCUUUUUCUUUUUUUCUUUUUUUUUUUUUGUUGUUGUGAUCGUGAGAUUUUUGUUGUUGAAAUUAAUGAAAAUGAUGACGACUACUGCCGGUGUUGGUGGGGCCGGGAUGCUGAGGACCAGGCGAAGGGAUUGCAGCGUGAAACCGAACAGGAAACUCGACCGGAAAUCCUCGAGGGGGAUGAUUUAUGAGAACGAGGAGCUUAGACUGAGGACUAUUCACAUUAACGCCGAAGUGGAGCAAGGUCAGAACGACAUUAAGAAGCUGCGAAGGGAGAACGAGCAGCUACGUAGAGAGAUAUGGAGCCUCAGAGACGAGUACGACAAGCUCGAGGAGAUACUGAAGAGACAGAAGAGCCGCGGAGAAAGCGAAGAAUACGAGGAUCGCUCCGACGAGGAUGACGAUGUGCGAUCAGAUUACUCAGAGGAAGGGGAGGAAUUCAGUGAAAAUGGGCAAGAGGAUGCGACCAAGGAACCCGAGCAACUAGAAAACGCGGAGAACCAAAAAAUUUCCACGGAAAAAAUGGCGAAUAGCGCGCUGCACAGGUUACACGUGGAUUUUGAUGAUCUUUCGGUGGUCGAUGAAGAGGAGGAACCUAAAAGAGACAAGAAAGAGAUCUCUUCCGAAGAUAAUUCGCAAUUCAAAGAGGAGAAAAGUCCCCUUUCCAUCCUGAAAUCGAGGCAACUUCACGAAAACGUCUCCUUCUAUCCUGACGCAUAUCAAUCACCGACUUGCCUAAGUAGUCCAGCUUACUAUACCGAAUGUCCCUUCAAAUUUCCAAGCACGUUGAAUCUAAUGAUGUCCACGGAACCAGCGUCAAUGCUAACUACUCCUUGCCCGUCAAUAAACGCAGAUCCUAUAAUCCCGAUAGAUCCACUGUUGCCUUCGGUGAGCCUGGGUGGCCCAAGCGUGGAUCAGAUCAACGACCAGAUAUUGCACGCGCCACCUGCAGGCUGGCAGAGCAACGUUAUGAUACCUGAAACGCAGGUGGCCACGUUUGAAACAACCGAUGUUAAUUUAACGAGCGUGCAGACAUUUGCUGAGAUUCGUCAGGAUCAGGCGAAGCCUGUUGAGCAGAUGAUCGGUGGUUUUGCUUUGCCAACUUUCCACAGAAGAAAGAUCGAUGGUUCGAUAAUAACGAAUAACACGAUCAACCCUAAUGUAACUGGAAGUACGCGCGAGAACACGGAGAAUGUGGUCGAGAAUGGAUGGAGCACGAAUAGAAAUUUGAAGGAUUCGUUGGAUCAAGGCGAGAAGAGGAAGAAGGAGGAGAGUUCUGUAUCGGGAAGCGAGAAGCCGAAACACUUUUUCGCCCCGUUGCCUUCGAAAGUGAAGAAACAAAACGACGAAUCUUCACCCACGAUCAGUUACCUUGGGACUGGGAAUAGUUCGAGCAGCGACAAGACUGGGUCCACUAUAAUCCUCAAGAAUCAAUUGAUGAAAGGAUCACUUGACGUGUACGUGAACGGGGCAGUUCCAUAUGAAGAUAAUUUUCUGAAUAAUAAAGGUGAACAGAGAACUUUCCUGAGCACGGAUAAUUUGCUGAUCGAGAACGCGAAAUCUAGCAUCGGUAAUCAAUUGACAAAAUCGAUGUCGUGGCAAGAUUUGUCCAUUAAGUCGCAGCCUGUCUCUGCCAAUCAGGCUGAAGGCAAGCAACAGAUGUUGACCCGAAGCGACAAUACUUUGGACAAUAUAUCAGACUCGAAACCGUACAAGUCGUAUCUGAAUGUAACUUUGAAGCCGCCACGCGCAGAAGAGGUGCCUGCUGCUCUUGAGCAGGCGGCCAGCCCCGACACGCCGGAGAUCCCAAAGUUACCCACUAUAGACUAUCGACUUUUCAAGAAUCCCUUUCUACGAAAUUUCGAGGCGGCCGCCGGUUAUAUGAACCAAAACAACAUCACCAGACCUCUGUCGGUCCAAGUGAACGAUGACAACCUGUGCUACUACCCAAUGCCCCACCCUGAAACCUCUACUUUCAAAAGGAGGAUGACACCUUUCGGAGACAAGUACAGACAGACUGAUCAGAACCGUCUCCUCAUCCCAACCAACCAAUUGGUCAACGGAAAACUGAUGUCCCCGGUGAGCAAGCAUCAGAUCCAGGUGACUUCCUUCGAAAGGCCCAGCCCUCACACCCUCAUAGGCCCGUCGACGCCUUAUGAAUUCAAUGCUGGUCGCAGGUUGAACCCGAACCCGUAUCUGCACGGGCAAAACAUUUACCAGAACGUGUCCUAUUUUUCGAGGGGGUGCUCCGUAUAUCCACAGAGGGAGAUGAUGUACUACGACAACCUGGCGCUGAAGGUGGCGGCCCAGACUCAGACUUCCAUAGACGGCGAUUCUCAUCACGAGGACGAGCACGCGUUGUCCCAUGAGGAGAGCGCACCCAGCACGCCAAGCGGGCAGCGUAGAAAAAGGAUGAUCAGAAAGGAGAAAGGAAACGUUGGCAAGGAACAGAAGUCUUUGUCGCCGACUGCUCAGAGGAGAUUGAAGAAACAGGGCAGCGUCACCUCGUCGGAGGUGCCCGAGUCUCCGGGUAAGGUGACCGCUCGAAAGAGGACAAGAAGACUUAGCAUCACGACGACGACUACGUCAGAAGGGCAAGAGGACAAGAACGAGAGCAGGUCGUCCUCGUCGGGUCAAGAUUCGCCGAAGAAGGAGCAGUUGAGGAGGGUGUCUCUGUAUUUUAACGCGAAGAAGAGGCCCUCCUUGACCUCGAUGAGGACCGUGAGGAGCGGCAGCCUGGACAUGGGCAGGGAAAAGGAGGCGCUCAACUCUGAGAGGGAGAGGACUAAUUCUGUUAGCAGCAGAGAGAUUGGCAACGAAGCCAAGACGAGGAAGGCGAGCACCAGCAGUGGGAACGUGCCUUGGUGCGCCUGUUGGGGCAACGGGUGUGUUUAGGGACUUGGUAAUUGGUUUUAUUGGUGGAUCUCCUCAGAUCUAAUUAAACGUUUUAUUUGCGUUGCGGAAGUGGUUUAUCAAAAUGUCUGGCCCUUGCCUUUCAUUUUAAUUAGUAUGAUGCGUGAUUUGCUGAAUGAACGAGUGAAACUUAAAUUGUAAUAAUCGUCGAUGUUACAGAUUCUUUUCAGAAAAAGAAAUUUCUCUCCAGAGAGUUGAAAAGAUUCUCUUCUUAAAAGUUUAAAAUGUUCUCUUAAAUGUUGAAUAAAAAUUGAAAGGAAUGUUUCUGAAUUGUAGGGAAAUAUGUAAAAAAUUCUUGGCGAAUUAUUCAGCAAGAAAUCGUUCACAUUUUCAAGGUGAGCCAGAUUUGGAAAGAUCCACCUUUAAGAGUGGUUUCUCGAGUGGCCAAGGGAAAUAUCGAACAGAAAGGAAGGGAGGACGAGAAGGAAGCGUAUCGACCUUUUCGUAACUAUAAGGCAACCGCUGCAGCCAAUGGGAGAGGUCGUAAAACUAGAGCCAGGCGGAACCAGGACACCAUAAAACCAGCUACCAUUCAAGUGACAGUCGCAAGUCGUGGUAGUUCUUGCCAAGAAUACAAAAAUACGGUCUCUCGACACUUAAGGUGCAAGUGGAUCGAAUCAGAAGAUUAAUAUUUAAUUGGGCCUCAUCGAUGAUAGGUCUCGAUAAAAAUUUCAUGAAGAAACUGAGUCGAUGAAAAAUGGUGUUGUGGUAUUAUUAUAUAAUUUUGUAUCUUAUCAUUUCUUGAUAAUGAACAAUUAUCAAGUGAACAAUUUGGAUGAAAUGAAAGUUCGAUAUUUUAUAUUGGACUAACAAUUUGAAUUUAAGUUUAAGAAUAUUAAAUUAAGGAAUACUACG